GUAAGUGGUAUGACCGGCAGCAUAAAGUACGCGUACGCGCUGUAACUUCAACUGACAGCCGCAGAAACCGAGACAGCAAGUAAGAACAAUUUGCGGAGUCACCCCGAAACAGUGCAAACAUGGAGUGGACCCCAAUGGAGAUCAACCCCGAGAUGCUGAACAAGAUGAUGAGCAAGCUAGGCGUGGGUGAAAGCUGGCGCUUCGUUGAUGUGCUGGGGCUGGAGAGUGAGCAACUGUCCGCCGUCCCAAAACCAUGCUGUGCCUUAAUGCUGCUCUUCCCACUGACACAACAGCAUGAGUCUUUUAGACAGCAGCAGGCAGACAAGGUUGCAGGAGGCUCUGAGGUUUAUUUCUUGAAGCAGACAGCAGUCAAUUCCUGUGGCACCAUCGCCUUGCUGCAUGCUGCGGCCAACAACAAAGGCAAACUGACUUUUGAGAGUGACUCUGCCCUGAAGAAGUUUCUAGAUGAGACUGCAAACAUGUCUGCUGAUGACCGUGCCAAACAUCUGGAGAAGAACCAGGCAAUCUGUGAGGCUCACAAUGAGGUUGCAGUGCAGGGCCAGUGCAGGCUGGAAGCUGACAAAGUCAACUUCCACUUUAUUGCCUUUGUCAAUGCGAAUGGACAACUUUAUGAAUUUGAUGGAAGAAUGGAUGGACCAGUUAAACACGGAGCUACUAAAGAUGAGUCAUUCAUAAUGGAUGCAUCCAAAGUGUGCCGUGGAUUCAUGGAAAGAGAGCAAGGCGAGGUCCGUUUCUCUGCGGUGGCUCUUUGUCACACUUAGAUAUUCGUUGGGACACGCAACCAAAUUGUUAACUAAAAUGUCCUGAAGCAUUCACAUGGCAAACACAAUCAGCAGGCACCCAGAACAACCUGCAAACACACACAUCUGCAGACACGAUGCACUAUAACGCACAUGUUGUUGCCACAUACUGUACUUUCAUCUCAUGAACAAAGCAUUCUUAAGCACACGUACACAUAAACACAAACACGCCAUCAAAUCCUUUUGAUCUGCUGACACUUACAAGCUUGUCCAAGCCUUUUUUAUGUGAUAUCAUUUAGCAAUGGGAAUUGUAAAACAUCAGAUCUCACCACUGCUUGUGUGCACAUGUGUAUUUGUCUUUUUUUGCAACUUGUUUUGUAAUCAUUGGUGCAUCUGUGUCAAACUUAGAAACUGAUGCUUAAAUACCUUUUGUGCCAAUAAGUAGAAUAAAGAAAAGUGAGAAGGAAAAGGCAAACAACUUGCAUGGAGAAACGUUUUGCCUGUUUCUCUGAAUGCCUUUAGUGGCUGUGUGGUUUAGAUUAUAAGCAUCUGACAUUCCUCAGAACAGCCCAAAUGUAUCCGUAGGAAUAAUUUAACCAUUGUUCGUAGAAUGCAUGCAACCUUUUGAGUGGUGGUCUUGGGUGACAUUUCUCUGAAAGACGGGUUUUCUUUGAGAAGUUUGAGUUUAUAGUGCAAAAUGGCAGUGGUGGAUUGCAGUAGUUUAACUAUGUUUUCCGAAAUAAAUACAAUUGAAUGUUUUCACUUUAUUUGAAAAUGGCUUUUUUUAGUUAACAAUCCACAAAUACUCAAAUAGUCAAAUACACUAUUGGUUUGCAGGUUUAACACAGGAAAUAAUAAAGUGCUACUCUAUGUUGGGUUGUUGUGCAGGGGGAUAGUACUGUAUGUCUAGGCUGUGCACAAAUCGUUUACCUUUCUGCACUUUCCAAAUACUAUGUUGCUGUAUUUCUGUUGGUGAUGCAGUUUUGGGAAUUCAAUAAAGCAACCAUUAGACUUA
Messenger RNA from Sander lucioperca (pikeperch), 1776 nucleotides. It is a transcript of the gene uchl1, whose product is annotated as ubiquitin carboxyl-terminal esterase L1 (ubiquitin thiolesterase). The transcript is spliced from 9 exons. The record is from RefSeq and is a predicted model, not a curated record. Gene Ontology annotation, molecular function: cysteine-type deubiquitinase activity. Gene Ontology annotation, cellular component: cytoplasm. Bases 120 to 782 code for a protein of 220 amino acids. Lineage: Eukaryota; Metazoa; Chordata; Actinopteri; Perciformes; Percidae. Gene Ontology annotation, biological process: ubiquitin-dependent protein catabolic process; protein deubiquitination.